This is a messenger RNA of Pantherophis guttatus, 5528 nucleotides long. Lineage: Eukaryota; Metazoa; Chordata; Lepidosauria; Squamata; Colubridae. The record is from RefSeq and is a predicted model, not a curated record.
GUGCCAUCAUCUUGGAUGACACCCAACUGCAUUACGAUGGAGGAAUAUGAGAAAUUUUGCAAGAAGCACCUGGCUAGGAUUCAAGGAGAGUUUAUGGAGAAUGGAAUGUCUCCCGUUGUUCAGCGCAGAAAUGUAUCUGUUAUUCGAUUUAAUGGUGUCCCCGUGCUUCCUCCCCUGCUGACUCUGGAGAAGAAGAAAGAACUACAGCAAGACAGACAGAAAGCUCUGGAUCUAGAACGCUGGCGACAGAAUUCGAAACAGAGGCUUUUGCUGACCCGGGUUGAGGAAAUAGUGGCCAACGUACAGAUGAAAAAGAUGUCUAGCCAAAGCGAUUUAGAUCAGUCCGAGGAAGAGAAUAUUCAUUUGGAUUUAGAAUCAGAAGUAUUGAACAGCUCUGCAACAGAACCACCCAGCGUUUUGCCAAAUUCUACUGCUUUCGGUGAACAUCUAGAACCUAAAGAGACCCCAGAUGUUAAGCCAAUGGAUGGUGCAGCAGACGGGACCCCUUUUGAAGGAGCGGAACAAUUUAUCCCUCCUAAUCCCACAGAAACGUCCAGUAAUCCUUUAGAAAAGAGAAUUGGCUCAGAAGAUCCGUUUCCCAGUCUUCCAAGCAUGCCUCCUUCAAACGAGAUUGCCAAGAAAGAUUCCAUUGAUCCCGGGCUAGGUGCUGGGGAAGGUCCCGACCCAUACGUCAUGAGCCUUCAGAACCUCUUAAAAAAAUCCAGGGAGUACAUUCAGAGAGAACAAACACGACGUAGCCUGCGAAGCAGUUCCAAGAGAAACAGCAGCGGAAGCCACCCGGAUAAAGAAAAUAGCGCAGUGAAAACAAACGAGUUGGGGAAAGAGAGAGGGAAAUUGACGGGCAGGAAUACUCCCGUUCCAACCCCGGAGAAGUCCGGCCUUAUCAAGCCCGGCGCUCCUCAACCUUCCUCAAUCUCUAAAAAUCAUGCCAGCGGAGUGACCUCCCCCAGUUUUUCUAAAGUCGAUAUCCCGAUGAGGUCCGGAACGCCUCCCGUUUUGGACUCGGAUUCGGAUGAAGACUUCAAACACGGCUCCCUUUUCGGGAAGGACAGCGUUCUCCGGAGCUUCACGGGGUCUUACUCGAAACUUCCCAGUCUGGAGCCAAGCUUGAGCCCCAAGAUGCACCGGAGACGCCCCAGGCCCUCUUCCGUAGGGCACAUCGUCAUCACCAACCCCGUGAACGCCUACGAGUUGAGUCCCAAAGCGAAGGGAAGAACUGCGGACCUGAUCGUUCAGGAGGGUGGAGGGAGGCCCGCGUCCUCCGAUCCUGUGCCAAACCUCGCUGCCGAUCUUGUCUCCGCGUGUCCCCGCAAAACUCAGGCGUACGACAAGAGCUCCUCCGAUACCUUCAAUGAACUGGUGGUGGGCCAACACAACGAAGUGUGCCCGCUUCCGGCCAAUCGGCAAGAAGGCGGAAGCUUCCUGGCCCAUCCCACUGUAGAAGGAGAGUCGAUGUUAGAAAACGGAGGGGCAUCAAGCAGUCGCCUUGCAAAUCUCAGCCCCCAGGAGCUACGGGAUGUGAGCGGUGCCUUGUUGACCCCGAACCCAGCGAGCCCGCCAGACAAAGUCAAGGGCAGCGUGGUCACGGAACUCAACAAAUCCUACGAUGUACAGCGCCCGUCGCCCUUGCUGAUGCAGCUGCAGAGCAAACCGCCUCUGGAUACCCCAGAAGUGACUUUUAGAAAUGAGCAGCUGUUAGAAAACGGGUUGGAAAAGGUGAAACGUAGACUUGAGCUGGAGGUGGAUGCGGUGCAGAAGGAGAACACGCCGUGGGUUUUGUCCGCGGAAGCCGACGCGCCGGAGAGGCGAUGGCCGCACGAUCAGAGGUAUCCGGGCAGAGCUGGGCUCGAGGCCAAGAACGAAACCCCGGCACGAUGCCUCAGAGAAGAGGAAGCCUUAAGGCAGAAGAUGCGGGCCCUUGCAGAGCUGAGGCAGAAGCUGGAAGAGCAACAUGCCCAGCAGUUGUCGUUGUUGAUAGCAGAGCAGGAACGGGAACAGGAGAGGCUCCAGAAGGAGAUCGAGGAGCAGGCGUGGAGGUUAAAAGAGGAAAAAACCGCAACGGAAAGUGGUAUCCCUUCCAUUAAUAUCGGCAGCGGCGUCGCUCUGGAGUGGAGAAAAAUCACCGAUACUAAUCUGCUGGAAUCGGUGCUGAAUCGAGUUGAGGCUGCACAUAACACCAACUUGGAGAAUGAGGGUUUUGUGAACGCCGGAGCUCCAUUCUACCUCUGGGAGCAGCCAACAAGCGGAAAACCAGUUGUGGCAUCCAGGUCUAUUAGCCGGAGUAAAAUGAGGUGGUCUCAGGUGUACAGCCCUGCCAUGAAAAGGAAAUUCAACAAGGUCUCUGCUCUAGCCAAGGGAUUUUUAACCAGAAGACUCUUGCAGACAGAGAAGCUAAAGCAUCUGAGGCAAACGGUCCACGAUACAAUGGAGUUCAUCAAAAACUUUCAAUCCGAAGCUCUGUCGAAGAGAGGAAAUCUCCCCACUCAAGACGCUAAUCUCCAAGAAAGAGUCGUUGCUCAGCUGCAGGCAGCCCUGUAUGAUAUUCAUGACAUUUUCUUCAAAAUGGAAGCGUCGGAAAGGAUGAGCAUCUUACGUCAAGAUCGAGAAAUUCGCAAAGAGAAAAUGCUUCGGCAGCUGGAUAAAGCCAAGUCCCCAAGAGACAGGGUGACCCUUUCUACAGCUACACAGAAGUCUCUGGAUAGAAAAAAGUAUACAAAGGCUGCUGAAAUGGGAAUCCCAAAUAAAAAAACCAUUGGGAAGCAAAAGAUCUUUGAAAACAGAGUUCUUCAGCCCAACCAAGGUCAAAACGCUCCCAUCCAACGGCUGCUAUCCAGACAGGGAACCUCUAAGGCCUCAGUGAAAGGGGCCGAGCAAAAUAGAAAGAAACCCUCAGACCACAGAGUGCCUAGCAAGGCCCUUUCAGGAGUAUAUGCCGGAAGAAUCCCAAGAAAGAAGCCAAAUGUUGCGACAACCUAAGAAGGCAGCAUUCCCUCGGCUAGGAAGUGGUUUAGCAUUGUCCUUCAAUGUUCUCCAGAUGUUCCUUCAAGGAAUGCGGGUCGAGGAGAGAUCUGUGCGUGGUCCUGUUAAAAGAGACUUAGCAGACUCUGGAACGGAAAUGUGAACGAAGGAAGACGAAGGAAAUAUGAAUGUGAAUAUGAUGGCCAGCCUUCCAUUUGAGUUCUGGGGUUUUUGUGCUUUGCUUACUCCCUCAAGUAGAUAUUUUCAAGCAACCUUUUGAACCAAGGUUGCGUUUUUCAAUUGUGCAAUAAAUAACCCCGGAAGCGUGAUUGCUUUAGAUGUCCAGCAUUCCUGCUUCUCUCUGUCAUGCUUUGGGGAUAGUUCAAAGCACUUCUGAAAAGGAAAUUUUUGGUCUCAGCUCUCUGGAUCAUUUCCAAAGAUGAUUGCACUUUUGGGUUACACAAAGCUUCUCUUGGCCACUUCAGUUCUCUUGGAAAUCAGGAGGGUCAUGAUGUUGAACAUAUAUGUUUCUUUAAGCUUUCAGCCAUGAUGCUAUUAAUCAGAGGGUAUAAAUAUUGUAUUCACCCACCUCCUUUUUUCUGGCUGUGGUCUUGUUUCUGAGCAUGCUAUGAGAUCUUGUUUAUAAGAUGCUGUCAGACUUGAUUUUUGUAGUAACCGUACUAGAAACAUCCUCUUUAAAAAAUGAUAACAACUAUUAGGUAGGCAGGGAAGGUUAUUUUGCUAAACAUUUGCCUCACUUCUCUUUUUAAAUCCAGAUAUCUGGUAGUGUUUUUUAUAAACAACAUUUGAAUAAUGAACGACCAGUGCUAAUAAUAAGUUGGACUAACAUUGUGCAACUUAUACUAGUCCAAGGUUACUUAUUUAACAUUGGACUAAUGGUAAUUUUAUUUUAUUUUUAUUUUAUUUCAAAUUUAUAUACCGCACCUUCUCCCGAGGGACUCAGGGCGGUGUACAGCCAGAUAAAAACAUACAAUACAAACAUUAAAAACAAUUAAAAAGAUAUAUAUUAAUUUGGCCCCAAUUUAAGAUAACAAACCAAUCAAAAAUUGAAAAAUAUGUUAAAAAAUAUGUUAAGCCAGCCCGGCUUGCUGAAAAAAGGACUAACAUUGUCCAUCUUUUCUCUUUCAAGAUAUAACAUGAGAUUAACCACCAUCUUAAUUUCACAGAAAAACUAGAUGAACAAAAGCAUUUCUGAAUACAAAUUGUAUUUAUGUAAAUAUUGUUUUGGAGAGGCAGGAAAAGCAGAGUGGAUUUUAGUGUGGUUUUGAAAGAUUGAAACAAGACCAUGUUGGGAAAUAAAUUGGUGCGCUCCUUUUAGCUUAGUAGUGGCUUUAUCCCAGUAGCAUCUUUAGUCACAGUUAAUGUCUAAUGUUAAUUUUACAUGUUCAGGUGGUAUUAAUAUUUUGCCAUUGGUAGAGGUUUCAGAUGUGGUGUCGCUGAAAUCAUUCCCACGAAUUGAAAAAUUAAUGGGGUUAACUUUAUACAUGGGUACAGUUAUUUAUACUCAGAUGCUUAUAAACUUACGUGUAUCUUCUAAUGCUUUUAUUACAUCAUGCAGUGUUUUUAAAUCACAUUUGGGACUGGGGCUGUCUUGAUGCCAGUUUUAAAAAAAAGUCAAGGAUUAUUGAUAGAAUGAUAAGCCAAACUUGCUUUUUUAUCCUGGUUUAUUGUAGACAAAAGUCCCAUACAGAUGGAUAAACAAAUCAACAAUAUAAACUUUUAAGCAACAUCCAGCCCCAGCCCUGGAUUUCUCAUCUUGACUAACCCCAACUUAAUUACAAGCAUUUGGUCAAACAAGCAUCUGGUUUGAACUUUGCACAAAUGCUUUGUAUUUCUAGCUUUUUAAGAAAUCUGCUUCUUUGCUUGUUUUAUAUGCUUAUCUGAAGGGAAGUCUGAAAUAGGAGUGAAUGAGUUACAGAGAUUGGCUCUGCUUUCACGGUAAAAAUGGACAAGCCACAAAUUGUGAUGUAACCAAUCAUGGUUUUAAGGAUUGCCCUUGGCUAAUUUGAGGCACAUAAUUCAAACGCUUGUCACGGAAAUAAUUCACUGCAUUCUGGUUUUAAAACUAUUUUCAAUGCUCUUGCCUGAGGUUCAAAAAACCUGAACUGAAGAUUCACAAGCUGACUUAAAAAUUGUGGUUGUUACCUUGUAUGUUAAGCUAGUUUACAUGUUGUGUCGAUGCUAAAAGUAAUCCAAUUGUGUGCUGUGGAGUUAGACAUAGGCUGCAUGUAAAUAGAACUUGUUUUGAAGUACAAGUUCUGUAAUUCAAAUGGACCUUUUGAUAUUUUAGCACAAAACUUUUUAUUUAUAAAUUAACAGCGUAUGGCCUUCUAUUUAUAAGUGCCAGGAUGCCUUUUGUAACUUAAUGUUUCAUAUUUAUUUAUUCUCAAAUUUGUUUGCCUUUUUUUUUUGAGUGGAAUGCCAUGCUAUUAUAAGCCUUAUUUUUGUAUGUUGGUUUUCACCUGUCCUUUUUUAAAAAUCUCUUUUAAGUAUAUUACACAAAUAAACUUUUUUUUAAAAAAAAAAAA